This is a messenger RNA of Homalodisca vitripennis (glassy-winged sharpshooter), 5823 nucleotides long. RefSeq lists its product as uncharacterized. NCBI's taxonomy places the organism in Eukaryota, Metazoa, Arthropoda, Insecta, Hemiptera, Cicadellidae. The record is from RefSeq and is a predicted model, not a curated record. Gene Ontology annotation, biological process: lipid metabolic process. Gene Ontology annotation, molecular function: lipase activity.
AACCCAAUGGUGUAGGUAGCAGUGGCACCAGAGCUCGUGUCAGUGUAUUUUUUAUAGAACAUCACGCCAAGUUUUCUCGCAGAUAGUCAGGCAUGGAUAGUUAACAGUGCAAUCAGGGAUGCUGGCGGGCCUGACCCACACGACGCUGCUGUUGCUCCUCACACACUUCGUUUGCACCUUUUAUGCAUGGAAGGGGGGAGGAGGUGUCGGCACGCCAUGGGCGACCGCUGAGCAGGAGGCGCAGGACGAGGUUCGGGAUGCCGAGAUCCUGCGGUCAGUUCAAGAGUCCAUGGCGGCCUGGAGGCAGCGACGCUCCUCACACAGAACGAAGCGUGCAGAGUCCUCAAUUUGCUACAAUGGCAUUGGUUGCUUCCAGUCUUCAGGACCUUAUGGUUACAUUGACAUCCUGCCCAGCCCUCCCGAGGAGAUUGCAACCAGGUUCCUCCUGUACAGUUCACGCAGAUCCCGAGGUGACACCCCCCUCAUGGAUGUGCCCUUCACCAAUCUUUCUGCUGUGUUUGACUGGGCAGGCCAGGCCUACAAUGUGUCCGCACCCACCAAGAUCAUAGUUCACGGGUUCGGCUCAUCCUGUUCCUACGUUUGGGCUUAUGAGAUGCGUUCAGCUCUCAUGUCUGUGGAGGAUUGUAAUGUCAUCUGUGUGGACUGGGAGGGUGGAGCAACUUUGCCCAAUUAUGUUCGUGCUGCGGCCAAUGCUAGGCUGGUCGGCAAACAGUUGGCUAUGUUGAUUCAAGGACUUCAAAAGUUGGGUCUCUCCCUCCAAAAUAUUCACAUGAUUGGGUUCUCUCUCGGAGCUCAUGUUGCUGGCUUUGCUGGUGCUGAACUGAAGAAUCUUAGUAGAAUCACAGGACUGGAUCCUGCGGGACCACUGUUUGAGAGCCAAGACCCACGAGCACGUUUGGACUCAUCUGAUGCUCACUUCGUUGAUGUGAUACACUCCAAUGGAGAAAAUCUAAUCCUAGGAGGUCUGGGCAGCUCACAACCUAUGGGCCAUGUGGACUUCUAUCCUAACGGUGGCCGCAUGCAGAAAGGCUGCAGUCAUCUCUUUGUUGGAGCCGUCACCGACAUAUUCUUGUCGGUGUCGGAGGUGGAAGGGCGUUCUCUCUGUAACCACCGCAGAGCUUACAAAUUCUUCACAGACAGUGUGAGCCCACAAUGCCAGUUCCCGGCCGUGAGAUGUGACAGCUUCGAUAAGUAUGCAGCCGGAGCUUGCUUCCCCUGUUCAGAUGGUGAACUAUGCAGCAAUAUGGGCUACUACGCAGACAAAGUCAAGGGUCGCGGCGUACAGUACCUAGUCACCAGAGAUGAGGAACCCUUCUGUGCCCAUCAGUACCUGGUGAGGGUAGAUAGCACGCCGAGUGUACUACCUGUCGUCAGCUACGGCAAGAUACAGCUCACCCUUAUCUCCAACGAUGAUCUCAACGAGACAUUUGUUCUCACCAUGAAGGACGAUGAAGAGCUUAAAGUUGGUGCAAGCCUAAGCAAGAUCAUAGUACCACACCCUGCACUGCAGAGUUUUACAGCACUGGAGAUCCUCUAUACUGCCUACAGUGGCUGGAUAUCUAGUGGCCUGGCCAAGUGGAGUAUAGACAAAAUCUCUCUCAUGGACACUUUCGGCAAGAGUUUGUCUAUUUGCAAGAAAGGACUGCUCCUAGAAACAGGUGUUCCUGUGGUCCUUCCUCUGUUUCCAGGAGUCUGCAACCCGCCAUUCAACAAUACCAAUAUAACAAACUAUGGAGGGCCUGUCUCAUUACCAACCAAUGCAACAAACCAAAAGUAUAUCCCAACCCAAGUUGUGAAAAUAGGGGAUGAGAUAUUAAAGAACAAUACAAACAAGGCAGAUAUUGAGGUUGAAACUCACUACUUAACAGCACAGUGGCAACCAGUGCUGGAGUACCCAGCAUCAUCUGGGAGUUCUGGAAACUCUUUGGAUCAGGAGUCAUCCAGAGGCUUCAAAUCGAGUAUGAGGACAGAGAAAGCAAAAAGAGAACACAAUGGUACCUCAACACAAAUCAGCAAGAAUGACACAUUGGUGCUUGGAGAGUUGGUGAUGGCAACGACAGUCAAUACAACUGUCAACAACUCCACCGACACGAUAACAGACUCUGACAUCAAGCUGAAAAUGAGCCUGAUGGGGGAGUUUGUAAAGAAAGAAGAGAAGAAGAACGGGCCUCCUUACGAGUUUGUGAAGCCAGACUCAACAGAGUCAAAAAAGAUAGAGUUAACCACCAAGGGAGAAAUCAAGGAGCCUGUACUUGCGGCUACCACACCUCGUCAACACAGGAGAUCUUCAAAACAAGAGAAGUGGCACCCGGAGGUUGAGCUAAAUCCUCCCUCGAUGGGAGCAACAGAGUCUUGGCACCUUUGGGAUGCUCCUGGGUCCAGCAGGGAGAUCAAAAACAUGGAUUUAGACAAGAACACAACCAGUACCUUAUCAGCACUGACAAUCCAAUUUCUACCUCAAAGACUUAUAUCAUUUUUGGAGCAAGCCGAGAAGUAUGCAAGGCUUGCAUUUUCUCCUUUCCUCUCUAGUGAUCCAGAGUCAAGAAAUCAGCGAAGGAUGAGGUUUCUCCCACAGUUCUGGUGGAGUAAAAGUGACGAGAGGAAAGAGAAGAAGCUUGAGGUUGAGGAUAAAGAAACUUCAACUAAAGGUGCAUCAGAGCCAGUAGUGGCCAUCGCUUACCACGAAAAUAAAUCUGACUUCAAACCAAAGUAUAUCCCUCUUACCAGUACGGAAACAGACAAAAAAAUAGAAAAAGCUGAAACUGAUUUUAACAGGCCAUCUAUGAUCAAAGAACACCUCGAAGAACCAAUUGUGGAGGACUCAAAGGAAAAAGAGAAAGAAAAGGAUAGAUGAACUUUUCAAAUUAGAGAUAUUGGUUAAUAGUACAAGAAUGUUUAGUUUUUCAGCUAUAGAUAUUUUACUAUAUGUGUUAACAUUAAAAUACGUAAAGCCAAAGUUUUAGUGGAGUGAUAAAGCUUUCAAUAUACAUUGGGUACCACCGUAAAAUGCUUGUAAUUAAAAGAAAUUGAAAAUGAUAAAUAAUAAUGCUAUUGUGCUUACAUUCUGAGCUCCUGUAAAUGUCAGUGGUGAAAUUAUAGAGAUAUUCGUCUUAAAAUCUCAAUUGUCUGCUUAAAGUUUAACUACAUGAGUAUUUCAUCUGAUUACAGUAUAGAAAUGUCUAAGAUUAAAAUUUGUUUGUUGGCGAAUUUUCUAAUUUCUGUGGGCCUAGUGAGGUGGAUAUAACAGUUAAAAGUAAUAGACAAGAUUAAGUAACAAGUAUCGGAGAGGUUUUCUUAAAUGACUUUACCGAAGAACUCAGAAAUCCUUAGAAAAAAAUUAUUAUUUCUCUAAAUUGAGCAUCAAUUAUUAUCUUUCAAUUCCUACAGUAAAUAUUUAACUAAUGACUUCAAUAAUUUCAUGUAAAACAAUAUUACUUUUUAAACGGAAAAAUUUUACCUACAUUAAACAUAUCAAUGAUCAAAAUAUUGAAGACAAAUCAACAAAAUGUUAAGUACAUAAUCGGAUUAAAAACUUAAAGUUGGGGCAUAAUUAAAAAGGAAACUGGAAUUUACAGAUAGAAGGCAAUAGUUUUUCCAAAGAUGAAAAUAAUCUUAAAUCACAUUUAUUGUUAGUUGUAAAUAGUAAAAAUGAUUUUAUAUGUUCAAAUUUAAAAACUUUACCACCAAGUACUGUAACUGUACAAAACAUAAAACCCGAGGUGUUUGUUGUUAUUUAUACAUUUUAGAAUACAUGUGACCAAAGAGAAAUCCAUGAAACAAAUGUUGAGAUAAUUUAGUAACUUACAUCAACAAAUACCGCCAUAUUUGUUGCAACCUUACAGUGCUCCUAAACUAAUUUAACCAAAUACUUUAAUCAUCUCUAUUUUUGCUUAAGCUUUUUCAGUUGUAUAAUUAACUGUUUUCAGAACAACUUUUAACUCUAGUAGUUUGACCGGAAAUCAAGGAUUUAAAUUACUUUUGACUUUUUUAUUUUUAGUGCAACAGUCUCUAGCCUACUGUCAUGCCAAGGGUGCUAACUGAUUUAACCCAAAAUGAAGUAAUUUAGACAACUAUAAACAUAAAAUAUUUAUAGAAAGAGAUAAUUUUACAAGUUAUUUAUCUAUUUUGCUCAUUAAAAAGUAAUAAACAGACAGAUAUAAUAUUUUACUUAAAUAUAAGACCAAAAAAAUGAAGCAAGGUAAUAAUUUGUAUAAGGUAAUAAGCUAUAUUAUAAAUGUUGUGUUAAUAUUGAUCUUAUAUGUACGUAACAAACAAAAAUAUCACAGUAUAAAUAAAUACUAGGCUGAGUAAUAAAACAGUAAACAAUAUGACAAAAUACAAUGGAUCACUAGCUACAAAGGCAAAGAGACAGCUGAUUUAUUUUAUUUGCUCAGAUACCAUGAAAAAAAUUAACCGAUGUCCAAAGUGUAAAAACCAAUACAUUGAAGCUUUUGGAACAAAAAGACACUUCUAGUAGCCAGUACCAUUACAUAGAUUAGAUGUAUUUUACAAAAAACAUAGUGUCGUCUUUAACAAACCCUGCACUUGACUAAAUCAUGCACAGCAACACUAUAGCACAAAGAGGAUUAAUCUUAUGUCUCAGAUGCUUGUGAAAAUUCAAAAUUAAAAUUAUCAAUGAGACUAUAUACAUCAAAGGUACGUAAACAAACAAGUUAAGCAAGUCGAAGUUUCUCCAGUUUUAAAGAAUCUAAAAACAUCCCAACCCAAAAAAAACAAUGCCUAAUACUAGAACAAUUAUUCAAUUCAUUGUAAAUAUUAAUAUAAUUAAUGAGCUAAGCCUGAAUGUGUCAUGUGUCUAUUUUGUAUAUUUACAAUUUGUGUAUUAAUAAUAGGAUUAGUAUUUAUACAUUAGUUUUUGUUACAAUUAGAAUGUAGUACUAAACUGCAAUGGGUAAUUUAAGAUGGUAUUUAAAUACAUCAUACAAGUAAAACUAUUAAAAUUUUUGUGUGUUAAUGAUUUGUAAUUAUUACGGCAAGUAAAUUGCCAGUGUGACGUAAUUUAUAAAAGAAAUAUUAAAGUAAAAUUGGCUAUGGAAUGGAAGCAAAAGAAACUGUGAUACUAUGAGAGGAAACAAAAAAACCAAUACAGAAAAAACUAUGUAUAUUCCCCACCUCUACCAAUUUAAGUACAGGAAAAUGGCAUUCUUAAACUGCUAACAAAAUGUACUUAUUUCUGCUUCCAUGAAGACAUUAAUUGCUAUAUAACAUCCGUAAAACACCACACAUGGCAUUCAAAUAUUAAAAUAAUUUGUUAGUGUUGAAAUACUUUUCAAGCUGCCCAAAUAAAAAUGUAACAAUUACAAUGAAGUUUCUCAUAUUAUAUAUUGUUUAGAGAAGUGAAGUUUAUUUUAUAAGUUUCAUAAAAGACUGAAAGUAAGUUUAGUAUUAAUUAUAUAGCCACUUCUUCUUUUAAGGUAUUGUGUGAAUACAAAAUUGAUAAUAUACCGUAGCAAUUUAACACCACAGUUUCUCAAAUAAUCAAAACUAAUUGCAAUAUCCUCAACAAGAGUAAUAAUUUCAUGUAAUAACCUGUCUAGAUAACUGUUAAUUAAUAUAAAAUAAUUUCUAAAAUAUUGGAAACUUUUCUAUUUUAUUCCCCUACAAAUACUUGUAUAUAUUCUUGUGUUUUGGUCAGAAGAACAUAGUUAAAGAACAUGGCAUAGUGAAAUGUUAUACUUAAUAAAAGAAUAUAUGUAUUCUAUGAAAGUACAGUUUAAAAUUAUUCAGUUUAAUACCUAAAGCAAUUGUGUAAUGUUUGUAUUUGUAAUGUGUAAAAAUAAA